GCCCACACUUCUACCACCAACGCUACCACAAGAAAAGCAUUUGCAAGCACGACCCGAAACGACCCAACUGAUUCCAUCAGAUACCCAGUCCUAGCAACACCAAGUUGAAGAUUCCUUACAGCAUGUCCUUCAGACAAAUCCUGCCCACUGUCCCCCGAGCGCUUCGUUCUUCCACCAGACUGAAUGGCAAACAGUCUUACUCAAUCUUGUCCGGUCGAGUAGCCACCCCCCUCGUCAACUCCUCGCCCGUGUCCCCUCGAGCUGCCGGUUUAAAUCAAACUCAAACUCGUGGUGUCAAAACUCUGGAUUUCGCUGGACACAAGGAAGUCGUCUACGAGCGUGCCGAUUGGCCUGCUUCCAAGUUACAAGAGUAUUUCAAGAACGACACUCUUGCCAUCAUUGGAUACGGUUCUCAAGGACACGGCCAAGGUCUCAACGCUCGGGACAAUGGUCUCAAUGUCAUCAUUGGUGUUAGAGAAGGCGGUGCCAGUUGGAAGGCUGCCGAAGCAGAUGGAUGGGUUCCAGGAAAGACUUUACUGCCAAUCAACCAGGCCCUGGAGAAAGGAACGAUCAUCAUGAACCUUCUCUCUGAUGCCGCCCAAUCCCAAACAUGGGAUUCCAUCAAGCCCUAUCUUACCAAGGGCAAAACCCUCUACUUCUCUCAUGGAUUCUCCGUCGUCUACAAGAAUGAUACCGGUGUUGUCCCCCCCAAAGACAUUGAUGUGAUUCUCUGUGCACCCAAGGGCAGUGGAAGGACCGUCAGAACCCUCUUCCAAGAAGGCCGUGGUAUCAACGGUAGUGUUGCCGUAUGGCAAGAUGUGACCGGCAAAGCUAAGGAGAAAGCUGUGGCCCUUGGUGUCGGUGUCGGUACCGGUUACUUGUAUGAAACCACUUUCGAAAAGGAGGUCUACUCCGAUCUCUACGGGGAGCGUGGUGUUUUGAUGGGUGGAAUUCAGGGUAUGUUCCUCGCUCAGUACAAGGUAUUGAGGGAAAACGGACACAGUCCCUCUGAAGCCUUCAACGAGACCGUCGAGGAAGCCACCCAAUCUCUUUUCCCUCUGAUUGGGGCCCAUGGUAUGGACUACAUGUAUGCCGCCUGCUCUACCACUGCCCGUCGUGGUGCCUUGGAUUGGGCCCCCAAGUUCGAAGCCGCCAACAAGCCUAUCUUCGAGGCCCUUUACAAAUCGGUCAAGAACGGUGACGAGACCAGACGAUCCCUCGAAUUCAACGGCCGAAAAACUUACUCCGAAGAUUUGGCUAAGGAAUUGGCCGAGAUCGACUCUCAAGAGAUCUGGAGAGCUGGGAAAACUGUUCGAGGACUUCGACCGGAUGCCAAGAAAUCCUAGAUAUCCCUUCGAUCUCGUGAUUUCUACUUAAUACUCCCAUCCUUCACUUUCAUUUGGAUUCUUGUUUUGACUAAAACAUCAACAGAUCUUUUUGUUGACAGUUCGUUGACCAAAACAGUUUUGAAUGAAUACAUUCCUCCCUUGUGGCUUGCUGGAGGGACUUAUGACUCAAACCCAUUUGUGGUGUGAGGCUGUUUCAAAAGCUGGUGGGAUAAUCUGACAUGUCAACCUACACCUACACCACAUGGCUAAAGGUUUGUAGAUUCAAACCUUGAACAGACUGGCAUCUGUCCCUCACUUGGGACCCUUCU
Molecule: messenger RNA, 1657 nt
Organism: Puccinia graminis f. sp. tritici CRL 75-36-700-3
Lineage: Eukaryota; Fungi; Basidiomycota; Pucciniomycetes; Pucciniales; Pucciniaceae
Product: ketol-acid reductoisomerase, mitochondrial
Exons: 6
Coding region: 123-1346 (407 amino acids)
Biological process (GO): L-valine biosynthetic process
Cellular component (GO): mitochondrion
Molecular function (GO): ketol-acid reductoisomerase activity
Source: RefSeq, a predicted model, not a curated record